Messenger RNA from Solanum lycopersicum (tomato), 1171 nucleotides. Its product is annotated as peroxidase P7. Lineage: Eukaryota; Viridiplantae; Streptophyta; Magnoliopsida; Solanales; Solanaceae. The record is from RefSeq and is a predicted model, not a curated record. Gene Ontology annotation, molecular function: peroxidase activity; heme binding. Gene Ontology annotation, biological process: response to oxidative stress; hydrogen peroxide catabolic process.
UCAUCUUGUGUACGCCACGCUUGUUUCUAUUUUCAAAGUAAUAGGUUCUAAUUAAGAAAAUUUCUUCCAAUAAUAUGGCUUGUUUUAAGAGUGCCAUAGUUUUGUUUUUCCUAGUGACUUUAGUGGGAAGUUCCUCAGCUCAACUCACCACUGGAUUUUACUCAAAAUCAUGUCCUAAGCUCUAUCAAACUGUGAAAUCUGUGGUGAACUCUGCUAUUCAGAAGGAAACCCGAAUGGGUGCUUCCCUCCUUCGCCUAUUCUUCCACGAUUGCUUCGUUAAUGGAUGCGAUGGAUCAUUGUUCCUGGACGAUACAUCAACCUUCACAGGAGAAAAGAGGGCACAACCCAAUUUCAAUUCCGCCAGAGGAUUUGAAGUUAUUGACAACAUCAAAUCUGCUGUUGAAAAAGUUUGUCUUGGUGUGGUCUCUUGUGCUGAUAUUUUAGCUGUUACCGCUCGAGACUCUGUUGUAAUUCUUGGAGGACCUAAUUGGGAUGUAAAACUGGGAAGAAGAGAUGCGAGGACAGCAAGCCAAGGUGCUGCAAAUAACAGCAUUCCUACCCCAACUUCUAACCUUAACCGUCUCAUCUCUAGCUUCACUGCUGUUGGCCUUUCUACAAAGGAUAUGGUUGCUUUAUCUGGAGCUCAUACUAUUGGACAAGCAAGGUGCACAAGUUUCAGGGGACGCAUAUACAACGAGACCAAAAACAUGGACGCAUCACUAGCGAGAACCAGGCAAAAUAAUUGCCCCAGAGCCUCAGGAUCAGGGGAUAACAAUUUGGCACCUCUUGAUUUACAGACCCCUACGCGCUUCGACAAUCACUACUUCAUAAACCUUGUUAACAAAAAGGGACUGCUCCAUUCUGAUCAGCAGCUUUUCAAUGGAGGAUCCGUUGAUUCAAUUGUGAAAUCAUACAGUAACAAUCCCAGCAGUUUCAUCUCUGAUUUUGUGACUGCCAUGAUUAAGAUGGGUGAUAUCCGUCCCCUCACUGGUUCUAAUGGAGAGAUCAGGAAGAACUGCAGGAGAAUCAACUAAUUUAAUUGUGUUAAUUUCAAGUGUGUUUGGAGAUUGCUAUUUUGAAUUUUCAAUUUCUACUUGUUUUGUGUCACAGCUUCAAGUGUCACUAAAUUGUAUCGUAUUUGAGUUUUAUAUAUAAUAGUAUAUGAAAAUAA